UAUUUUAAUUCAUUCAUUCCGGCUAUGUGAUUCUGUAUGACUAAAAGUUGGAAUAGACAAAGGCAGCUGAGCUGCAAAGUCUAACAAGGCAGAUAUAUGUGGCCAUGUGAAGGGGUAAAAGUACGUCCAGGGAAGAAAAUGGUCAGGAGCAAAAUCCAAAGAGAGGUGGAAGCUAGCAUUUGGAAAUUGUUUCUUUAAGGAUAAUAAAAGGCUGGGUGCGUGGUGUGUUGGUUUGUCACUGAGGGCUGCUGCUAUGCCUUUGGAGUCUUUUUAGUGGGGGAUUUGGUUGGACCUUCCCAUUAUAUUUAGCUUUGAACAUUAUCAUUUUUCAUUUGUGGACAGCACAAAGCUUGAACACUGUGAACACAAUUCGAACUUUGAUGUUUCUAUCAAUGAAAACCUUUUUAUGGAGAGGAGAGAAAAGAAGAAAAAUCUACCAAAGCCAAGUCCCUCUUUCUCUUGUACAUGUUCUGUUUUGUCUUGAAGCUUUUGGAUGGAAAUGGCAUGGAAGGUGAAUGUUAAGACAUUAGAUUGGAUCUGUGGUUGUUGGGGGAGUGAAAUCUGAAAAGAAACAUAUAUCCUAAAGCUAAAGAUAGGUAUCAAGUGAGUGUUAAAACUUAUUUCCGCUUUUGCACAUGGCUGGCAGAGCACCUAUGAAAUCUAAGAGGGGUCAGGAAAUUGGUGAUAGGAUCAGUAUGUUACCUGAUGAACUGAUCAAUCACAUUCGAUCUUUUCUUUCAACUAAAGAAGCUGUUAGGACCAGUAUCUUGUCAAAAAGGUGGAGACUUGCUGAUGGGAUCAGUGCAUUGCCUGAUGCACUUCUCACUCCCAUUCUAUCUUUUCUUUUGACCAAAGAAGCAGUUUGCGCAACUAUCUUGUCAAAAAGGUGGAAAUUUGUUUGGGCUUCAAUCCCAAUUCUUGACUUUAAUGAUUACGAGUUCUUCAAGAAUGACACUGCAGAUGAGUCGACUGCACAGCAUUAUGUAAAGUUUGUUGGUAGAGUUUUGAGUCUCCAUGAUGCUUUUUUCACAAGGAAGUUUAUCCUCUGCUGUGAGUUGGAACAUAAAUCAUCAUGCAUUCAAUCAUGGUUUUCUGCUACAAUUAUGCGUAAUGUGGAGGAACUAGAUAUUAGCGUUCCUGAUUCAGACUCAGUUUUCUUGCCUCAUUGUCUGUAUGCAUGCGGAAGACUUUAAGUUCUAAAACUAGGUGGACCUUUCGUUUUAACAGUUCCUACAUCAGUGUGUCUAAACAGUGUAAAGAUUGUUAGCCUUUGUGGAGUACAGAUUUCGAAUUGCUUCUCCUUGAAGAAGCUCCUCUCUGGCUGCCCAUUGGUAGAUGAAUUAGGAAUUAGGUACUAAUGGAAAAUGCAAAAACAUUGCAUAUUAGCUCAGUUUCAUUGGAAAAAUUAACAAUGGAAAAAGAUCUUGAUGUGUGCUAAUAGUAAUACUACAGGCUGUGAAAUUGUUAUGAACACCAAAUUUGAGGUAUCUUAAGCUUUAAGAUGAAGACGGUGGGUCAGAAUACUACACUGUAAGUUCAACCUCCCUAGUGUCAGCAGAUGUUGAUGUCAGUGAUUCCCGAGAUGUCAAUGCAUUGGUUAAGCUUCUCAAAGAUAUCUCUAACAUGGUGAGGCUAAAGUUAUAUUAUUUUGAGAAAGAUGUAGGUUUGUGCUCUCUAUCUCUUUCAAAAUAUUGUCUUUUUUGCUUUACUUUGUUGAAUAGAUAUUUACCAUUUCUCAUUUGCAGUUUCUUGAAGGUGAUCAUUAUCUGAAACUACCAGUAUUUCAUAAUUUGAAGCAUUUGAAAAUUCAAAUUCCAAGUGCAUGGCAGCAUGUUGUAUUCUUCCUUGAAUGAUCACUAGUUUUAGCAGAUUUGGACCUUGUG
Messenger RNA from Rubroshorea leprosula, 1883 nucleotides. Lineage: Eukaryota; Viridiplantae; Streptophyta; Magnoliopsida; Malvales; Dipterocarpaceae. The record is from the annotation of a GenBank genome assembly.